AUGUUGCAGGUGCGACUCCUGAUUGAGCUGCUGGGGCCUGUGCUUCUGUUUAUGGGACUCGUUUGGCUCCGAAAAGUGAAUCCUCUUUAUCGACAGCACGAGUGCCACUUCCCAAACAAAGCCAUGCCGUCGUCCGGAGUCCUGCCGUGGAUCCAGGGAAUCUUCUGUAACACCAACAACCCGUGUUUCCAGACUCCGACCCGCGGAGAGUCGCCCGGCCUCGUGUCCAACUACAACGACUCCAUUCUGGCUCGGUGGUACUCGGACGCUCAGGACCUGCUGCUCUCGGACCCAGACGUGCAGCAGCUCGGACAAAUGUGGACGGAGCUGAACGCCAUGAGCCACUUCAUCGAGACUCUGCGCACACAUCCAGAGCAGGUCAAAGGUGGAGGGCUGAAGGUGGAGAACAUCCUCAAAGACGACGAGAUGUUGACGUCAUUUCUGUUGAGAGACAUCCCUCUGACGCAGACUGUGGUGACCCACCUGGUCACUGCGGAGAUAAGACCCGAGCAGUUUGCCUCUGGAGUUCCUGAUCUCCAUUUGAAGGACAUUGCCUGCAGUUUGAACCUUUUGGAGCGAUUUCUCGUGUUUUCGAGUCGCAGAGGUCUCCACGCCGUCCGCAACGCCAUGUGCAUCCUGACGCCACAGAGACUCCAGAUCAUCGAGGACAAGUUCUACGCCAAUGUAGACUUCUUCAAGGUUUUCAAACUGCUUCCUCGUGUUCUGGACGGUCACUCGAGCGGUAUCGAUAUUCGCCGGUGGGUGCGUGUCGUCUCUGGCGUCUCUGACAAACUGCGAGAGUUUUCCCGCAGGAGGAGUUCCCAGGAGCUCGUGCAGGUCGUGGCUCCUCUGCUCCAGAGAGACGUGUCCUUCAGGGAGGUGGUGUCCGCCGCCUCCGCCCUGGUGUGUGGCUACAGCGAGGGAACCUUCUCCACCGUCACCUCCUACAACUGGUACGAAGACAACAACUAUAAGGCCUUCCUCGGGAUCAGCAGCCACCAGGGGGCGCACGACGACAACAGCACGACUCCGCUCUGUAACGUCGUGAUCCGAGAGCUGGAGUCGGACCCGACCUCCAGGAUCGUGUGGAACCUGGUGAAGCCGAUGGUGAUGGGUCAGAUCCUGUACGCUCCGGACUCCCCCGCGGUCAGAACCAUCAUCAAGAACGCCAACUCCACGUUCGAGGAGCUGGAGCGACUCAGGACUCUGGGAAAGGCCUGGGACGAGGUGGCUCCACAAAUAUGGACCUUCUUCCAAGAUGGAGUUCAGGUCAAGAUGAUCCGGGACGUCAUCAGUAAUCCUUCAGUGAUGGAUUUUAUCGACAGGAGUUUUGAGAAGGCUCCGUUUUCCUCCAAACACAUUCUGAACUUCCUGUACAACGGCCCAGCGGAGCAGAGGCCCCUGGGGGUCCCAAAGUUUGACUGGAGAGACCUUUUCCACCUGAUCGAUCGAGUGAUUCAAAAGCUCAACCAGUACGGGGACUGUGUGCUGCUGGAUAAGUUUGUGCCGAUGCCUGAUGAAGACUCGGUCACACACAGAGCUCUGGACCUUUUGGAAGACGGUCAGUUCUGGGCGGGGCUCAUCUUCACAAACAUGUUCUCAUGGACCAAUCACGUCCCUCCGCACGUCAUGUUCAAAAUCCGCAUGGACAUCGACGCCGUGGAGCGGACCAAUAAAAUCAAAGACAGAUACUGGGACCCGGGCCCCAGGGCUGACCCCAUGGAUGACCUGCGUUACGUCUGGGGAGGUUUCGCUUACCUCCAGGACAUAAUAGAACACAGCAUCAUAAAGACUCACACAGGAAAGGAGCGGCCGAUGGGCGUGUACCUGCAGCAGAUGCCCUACCCCUGUUAUGUGGAUGACCUCUUCAUGCUGACUCUGAGCCGCUGCUUCCCCGUCUUCACGGUCCUGUCCUGGGUUUACUCCGUGUCGAUGAUGGUGAAGAGUCUGGUCCUGGAGAAGGAGCUGAGGCUGAAGGAGACGCUGAAGGCGGCGGGCGUCACAAAUGGCGUCCUCUGGUCGUCCUGGUUCAUCGAGAGCUUCAUGAUGAUGGGCACCAGCACCGCCCUGCUCACCGCCAUCACCAUGGGAGGACGAGUGUUGAACUACAGCGACCCCGUCCUCCUCUUCCUCUUCCUGCUCACGUUCACCACGGCGACCAUCAUGCAGUGCUUCCUCCUCAGCGUCUUCUUUAAUCAGGCCAACCUGGCGGCGGCGUGCUGCGGCAUCGUCUACUUCAGUCUGUACCUCCCCCACGUCGUCUGCUUCACCUGGCAGGACCUCAUCACCAAGGACCUCAAACUGCUGCUGAGCCUUCUGUCUCAGGUGGCGUUCGGUUUCGGGACAGAGUACUUGUCUCGUUAUGAGGAGCAGGGCCUCGGCGUUCAGUGGGACAACAUUCAGACGAGUCCUCUGGAGGGGGACGAGUUCUCGUUCCUCAGCUCCAUGGUGAUGAUGGCUCUGGACGCUCUGCUCUACGGCGCCCUCGCCUGGUACCUGGACAACGUCUUCCCAGGGCAGUUUGGCGUCGGGCAGCCGUUUUAUUUCCCUCUGCGUCCAAACUUCUGGUUUAACUCUGUGGCUCCAGUCAAACAAGAGAAGAAGAAACACGACGAGAACGGGUCAAAUAAAGAACUUCAGACGCAGAAAACGAAGACGGAAGAAGAAGAAACAACGUCAUGUGACCACAAGACUCAGAGGAGACCAGAGAGACAAGCUCAGUGUUAUUUUGAAGCGGAGCCGGUCGAUUUGGUGAAGGGAGUUUGUGUGGAUAAUCUGGUGAAGACCUUCCGUGGUGGCCACAGACCCGCGGUGGACGGGCUCAGCAUCAACUUCUACGAGGGGCAGAUCACGGCGUUCCUGGGACAAAAUGGAGCUGGGAAAACCACGGCCAUGUCUAUUUUGACCGGGAUGUUCCCUCCGACUUCAGGAACGGCGACCAUUUAUGGAAAAGACAUCUGCUCCGACAUGAACGCCAUCCGCACGGCUCUGGGAACGUGCCCCCAACACAACAUCCUCUUCCACGAUCUGACCGUGGCCGAGCACAUCCUCUUUUACUCUCUGUUAAAAGGACGCCCCGUGGCUGAAGCUGAAGAGGAGGUGGAGAACAUGCUUCAGGACCUGGGUUUGCCCCAUAAGAGACACGAGCUCACCCAGAACCUCUCAGGGGGGAUGCAGAGGAAACUGUCUGUGGCCUUGGCGUUUGUGGGAGGAGCUAAAGUUGUGAUUUUAGACGAGCCGACCUCAGGAGUCGAUCCUUACUCCAGACGCUCCAUCUGGGACCUGCUGCUCAAGUAUCGAGCAGGCCGGACCGUGGUCAUGUCCACGCACCACAUGGACGAGGCUGACCUCCUGAGUGACCGCGUGGCCGUCGUGUCUCAGGGACGACUCCUCUGCUGUGGUUCCCCCAUUUUCCUCAAAAACUGUUUUGGUUCUGGAUUUUACCUCACGCUCGUCAGAAAAAUGAAACGACAAACUCUGAAGACGAGCUGCGACUGCUCUGACGACUGCUCCUGUAAAUGCUCCAAAUGUUCAAAGUUUAAAGAAACUCAGGACGAAACGGCUCCAGAGCAACAGAUGGACGGUGACAUGGAGCGGAUCACAGCUCUGGUUCAUCAUCACGUCCCUGAGGCUCGUUUGGUGGAAGCCGUUGGUCAGGAGGUGACUUUUCUGCUCCCAAACCGUGACUUCCAGCCUCGAGCUUACGCCAGUCUGUUCAGAGAACUCGAAGAGACGCUCACCGACAUCGGCCUGAGCAGCUUCGGCGUCUCAGACACGUCGCUGGAGGAGGUUUUUCUAAAAGUCACUGCUGAUGGAAACGCAACCAGCAGGAAAUGUACACAAGAGAGAGAUGGCAGAGCGCCCCCUAAUGGCUCUGGAGCGUGUUUUUCCUCUGAUGUUUCUGGAGGCAGAGGGUCGUAUCAGGUCCGGGGGCUGUGUCUGAUUCUUAAACAGUUUUUUGCUCUUCUGAUCAAACGGCUCCAUCACAGCUCCAGGUCCUGCAAAGACUUUAUGGCACAGAUCGUGCUGCCGGCCAGUUUUGUGUUUCUGGCUUUAACUUUCACCUCGAUCGUCCCGCCGUUUGGAGAGUACCCCCACCUGACCCUCAGCCCCUGGAUGUACGGACGACAGUACACCUUCUUCAGUAACGAGCGCCCGUCGGACCCGGACAUGAGGUACUUGGCCGAGGUGCUGCUGGACAAACCGGGCUUUGGGACUCGGUGUAUGGUGGAUGAACCUCUCGAAGAGUUUCCCUGUAACAACAUCACGACGGAGUGGGAGAUGCCUCUGGUGAACCCGGCUCUCAUCGAGAUGCUUAAAGAUCCACAGUGGAACUUUAUCAGACCGUCCCCUGAGUGUCAAUGCAGCAGCUCCAGAAAACUGACCAUGCUCCCGGUGUGUCCCGACGGAGCGGGCGGCCUGCCCCCUCCACAGAGGAUUCAGUCGACAGGAGAUGUUCUCAUGGAUCUAACAGGAAGGAACAUCUCAGAUUUCCUGGUGAAGACCUACCCAAGCCUCAUCAGGACCAGCUUAAAGAGCAAGUACUGGGUGAACGAGCAGAGGUACGGAGGCAUAUCUGUGGGCGGACGGCUCCCGGUUUUAAAGAUCGACCCCAAAAGUGUCCAGGACCUGGCCUCUCAACUCGGACGACUGCUGAACGUCACAGGGGGUCCAAACUCUAAAAAAUCCCUGAAAGACGUCGGGACAUUUCUGAAGUAUCUGGAGACUGAAAACAACAUUAAGGUUUGGUACAAUAAUAAGGGCUGGCACUCCAUGGUCUCCUUCCUGAAUGUGGCGAACAACGCCAUUCUCAGAGCGAACCUGCCCAAGUCCUCGGUCCAGGCUCAGUACGGCAUCACCGCCAUCAACCACCCUCUGAACCUGACCAAAGAACAGCUCUCUGAGAUCACCGUUCUGAGCACGUCGGUGGACGCUGUGGUGUCCAUCUGUGUGAUCUUCUCGAUGUCGUUCGUCCCGGCGAGUGUCGUUUUGUACCUGAUCCAGGAGCGGGUCACUCAGGCCAAACACCUUCAGUUUGUGAGCGGGGUCAGUCCUGUGGUUUACUGGACGGCCCACUUCCUCUGGGACAUGUUGAAUUACUUCGUCAGUGCUGUUUUGGUGGUGGAAAUAUUCAAGUUCUUUGAUAAAAAGUGCUACACGUCUCCCACAAACCUGCAGCCGCUGAUGUGUCUGCUGCUGCUGUACGGGUGGUCCGUCACUCCCAUGAUGUACCCUCUGUCGUACUUGUUCCGUGUCCCGAGCACGGCGUACGUGUCUCUGUCCUGUAUAAACCUGUUCAUUGGGAUCAACAGCAGCUCCAUCACGUUCAUCCUGGACCUGUUUGAGAGCAGCUCGACGUUGUACAAGUUGAACCAGGUUUUGAAGGUCCUGCUCCUCCUGUUUCCUCAUUACUGUCUGGGCCGAGGUCUCAUCGACAUGGCCAUGAACCAGGCUGUGACUGAUGUGUUUGCUCGUUUUGGUGAAGACCACAGUCCAGACCCGUACAGUUGGCACUACUUGGGGAAGAACAUGUUCUGUAUGGCGGCUGAAGGCUUCUUCUACUUCAUUAUAAAUAUUUUGAUCCAGUAUCGGUUCUUCUUGGAUCACUGGCUCUGUGAUUCUCCUCGGGGCCACAUUCUGGAUGAAGACGCUGACGUGGCUGAAGAGAGACAGAGGAUUUACAAAAGUCACAAAACAAACGACAUUUUACAAGUGCGAGAUCUGUCCAAGACAUACACUGGAACCAUGAACCCGGCCGUGGACAGGAUCUGUGUGGGAGUGUCACCCGGAGAGUGCUUUGGUUUGCUGGGAGUAAACGGAGCUGGAAAAACCACCAUGUUCAAAAUGCUGACCGGAGACACGGAUGUGACCUCCGGGUCGGCGUCAGUCGCUGGUCACAGUAUUUUGACCAACAUCCUGGACGUGCACCAGAACAUGGGCUACUGUCCUCAGUUUGACGCUAUCGAUGAGCUGCUGACGGGCCGAGAGCACCUGCACAUGUACGCCCGCCUCCGGGGGGUGCCAGAGAGCGAGAUCAGCCGGGUGGCAGAAUGGGCCAUUCAGAAGCUCGGUCUGUCGGAGGACGCCGGCUGCACGGCCGGGACGUACAGCGGAGGAAACAGGAGGAAACUGUCCACAGCCAUCGCCAUGAUCGGCUGCCCCGCUUUAGUGCUGCUGGACGAACCCACCACCGGAAUGGACCCUCUGUCCCGACGCUUCCUCUGGAACUCCAUCGUGAGUGUGAUUCAGGACAAACGAGCCGUGGUGCUGACGUCACACAGUAUGGAAGAAUGUGAAGCUCUGUGUACGCGCUUAGCCAUCAUGGUCAACGGAUCCUUCAAAUGUCUGGGAACGAUUCAGCAUCUCAAAUAUAAGUUUGGGGACGGUUACGUGGUCACUCUGAAGAUCCGAGCAGCGAGGUCCGGCCGUGCCCCGGACCUGAACCCUGCAGAGGCCUUUAUGGAGACCUCAUUCCCUGGGUCCAUCCAACGAGAAAAACACUACAACACUCUGCAGUAUCAGAUCAGCUCCUCGUCUCUGGCCAGAAUCUUUCAGACGGUGCUGUCGAACAAGGACAAGCUGCACAUAGAAGAUUACUCUGUGUCUCAGACCACGCUGGACCAGGUGUUUGUGAACUUUGCGAAGCAGCAGUGGCGAGAGGAUGAACACAUCGUGCUUCAUCCUAAAGCGGCCGGAGCUCGGAGGAUCCUGAUCACGUCUCCCAUCCUCAGGCUCCGAAGAAACGAAUGUUUUUAAAAGCUCCACAAAAUAAGACAGAUAAAAGUGGGCGUAGUGAGCAGAGAGUGACAGGCACGUUUCAGCUUCAUGGAAACAGUAGGACGAAUGUGUACAAUGUUAUUUUAUUUCUCAUGGGCUUUUAUUUUGAAAGGUGGAGCAUUAAUGUGCCUGUGCUGCUCACCUUUGGCCUUUGUAAACGAAACCUCACCCUUAACCAAUCACGUCAAAGCACAAAGUGUUUGCUGCUUCAGCUGCCAUUAAGAUUCAGAUAUUUCUAAUGCCUUGAUUAAACAAAAAACACUCAGAGGAUUAUAGUUUAUAGCACUUUAUUUAUACGUU
Periophthalmus magnuspinnatus is the source of this 7077-nucleotide messenger RNA. RefSeq names its product ATP-binding cassette, sub-family A (ABC1), member 4a (gene abca4a). Gene Ontology annotation, cellular component: membrane; intracellular membrane-bounded organelle. The transcript has 48 exons. Gene Ontology annotation, molecular function: ATP hydrolysis activity; ABC-type transporter activity; ATP binding. Bases 1 to 6756 code for a protein of 2251 amino acids. Gene Ontology annotation, biological process: transmembrane transport; lipid transport. The record is from RefSeq and is a predicted model, not a curated record. Lineage: Eukaryota; Metazoa; Chordata; Actinopteri; Gobiiformes; Gobiidae.